Messenger RNA from Durio zibethinus, 1737 nucleotides. Its product is annotated as ATP synthase subunit delta, chloroplastic-like. The record is from RefSeq and is a predicted model, not a curated record. Gene Ontology annotation, cellular component: membrane. Gene Ontology annotation, biological process: proton motive force-driven ATP synthesis. Lineage: Eukaryota; Viridiplantae; Streptophyta; Magnoliopsida; Malvales; Malvaceae. Gene Ontology annotation, molecular function: proton-transporting ATP synthase activity, rotational mechanism.
GGCAAGUAUCAAUUGAUGGGCUUUUACCUGUUAUCUCCCAUAUGUGGCCCUCCUUCUCCAAUAGAAGAUAACCCUAUUACUAUCACAGAUCACAAUCUGCUUUAUUUCUCCAAAUUUCUUCUUCACACCAAUCCCUACCCAAACAUCUGCCAGGGGCCAAGCCAAAGCAAAAUCAAACUGACCAAAAAACCAAUGGCUUCUCUUCAGCAAACUUCAAUCACUCUUCAAUCCAAGUUCCUCCGAUCUUCCCAACUCCCCGGAGCCCUUCCAUCACUCAACCUCUCCUUUUCAGCCACCUUCCCUUCCCUCAAACCCUCCACCCCUCGCCCUCUCCAGGGUGGCACCAAAAUGUCAGCUACAGCUGCUCCCAGCUACGCUACAGCUUUAGCUGAUAUAGCCAAGUCCAACAAUUCCCUGGAUGCCACCAGCUCUGACAUUGAAAAAGUCGAAAACAUCUUCUCUGACCCUCAAGUUCUCGACUUCUUUGCCAACCCCACCAUCGACAUCCUCAAAAAACGUCUGGUUUUAGAUGAAAUAGUAAAGUCUUCCGAGCUUCAGCCUCACACUGCAAACUUUUUAAACAUCCUGGUUGAUGCCAAGAGGAUUGACCUUAUUAAGGAAAUUGUCAAAGAGUUUGAGUUGGUUUAUAAUAAGCUGACAGAUACGGAGUUGGCUGUGGUGAGUUCAGUGGUGAAGUUGGAGUCUCAGCAUUUGGCACAGAUUGCUAAACAGGUGCAGAAGCUGACUGGUGCUAAGAAUGUUAGGAUUAAAACUGUGAUUGACCCAAGCUUGGUAGCUGGGUUUACCAUCAAAUAUGGGAGUACAGGGUCAAAAAUGAUUGAUAUGAGUGUUAAGAAGCAGUUAGAGGAGAUUGCUGCUGAGCUUGAUUUGGGUGAUAUUCAACUUGCUGAAUAAGUUUGAAUUUUUUUUUUCUUUUCGAGAAUUGGAUUUGGAGCUUUUUUUUUUUUUUUUGUUAUUGUAAUUGAAAUUGACACUUUAAAUUUUGAAUGUAUGAAAAUUUUCUAAUAUGUAAAUUGUAUAAUUUAGGAGAACUGAGGGCUAAAUGGAGCUAAUUGGAUUGUUUUGAUAUUAUGGAGAGUUAAUCUGUGAAAACUUAUGUAUAAUGAACUAUAUUUAAUAAUGAAGCAGGGAAAUUCACGCUUCCAGAUUUAAUUAGGAAAGGCAAGGUGAAAGUAGAUAAUCAAGUGAGCAAAAAGCAUUGUCUUGAUCUUAUGUUUCACACAUGGAUUGUGGAUCAGAUGUCAGACUCCGUUAAGUGGCUAAAACAGGUAUGUCAUGUUUUUAUGCAAAAUUUUUACAUUAAUUUUUUAGGGAUAUAAGCCUCAUACUCAUAAAUUCAUAGCAUUCAGGAAGUGUCGAACAUUUAUAUGUUGAGAUAAAAUGAAGAGUCCGUGUAACAUGAGUGUCAGUUCAUACAUAAGAGUCCUUGUAACAUGAGUAUCAGGAUCAAGUUAAGAGUACCUGUAACAUGAGUAUCAAUUCAUUGAGAAGAGUGUGAUGAACUGAGAUGACAAUGAGUUUGAUAUCCCAUUUAGAAAUUAAUGAGAAAUAUGGUGUGGUGGUGGUGAAAUUAUGGCAACUGGCAAAAUGAUAUGGACCAGGAGUUUGAUCCAUCUUUAGAAGCAUUUGGUAAGAAGCAGAGGCUCUGCUGAAAAAAGAGAUAGUAGUAACGUGUGAGGAGUUCUUGAAUUGUCACUAGUAAUGUGUGAGUUCUUG